AUAUAAAUUGAUGUGCGGCCUGCAUGAAAAUAUUAAUUCAGUUUUCAGCGUGAGCUCGACAACUACUCAACAACCAUACAAAACAAUGGCCAACUCAAUCCGUCUAGUUUCCCUGAUGGCAGUCCUUCUGUGCCUGGUGUCAUUUGGGUGCGCUCAAGACGAUGGCGAGUUCUCGAUCGAAGCACGUCGCUUGAUUGACAUCUACAACAAUCCUGCGGUGGACAAAGCCACAAAGGAGAGCAAUCUGGACAGUCUUGCCAAGUUCUACGAGGAGCAUUCUGAUGAUAUUCAUCUGCCCGAAGAUGAAAGGCAGCGCGCUGCUGAGCUCUUGGCGAAGCACAAACGCAUAAAUAGUGCUGAAGUGCUCAUCGAUGGAGUUCCAGCUAACGGUGGCUGGAAAGCCUCUGUUCUGAGGCAUGUCCUGGUAGAGGGAGCAAUUCAAGCAGUGGGCGUGGCAGUCGAACAUGCCAGAUCGUCUUCAAAGGGACUGGAAAUCAACAAAGAGGUUGCCAUUUUCGGCUUAGUUUUCCUCGUGGCCAGUUACAUGUUCAGGACUAAAUCGAUGUAAUCUGCUGAGCUUAUUUUUCUGAAACUAUAUAAAUAUAUAUUGAGCAUUCAUUUA
Molecule: messenger RNA, 622 nt
Organism: Drosophila subobscura
Lineage: Eukaryota; Metazoa; Arthropoda; Insecta; Diptera; Drosophilidae
Product: protein Turandot M-like
Exons: 2
Coding region: 11-568 (185 amino acids)
Biological process (GO): immune system process
Source: RefSeq, a predicted model, not a curated record